UCUUCCGUGGAACUAUUUUUCAUGGGUGUUCCGCAAAUUUUUGAAUUGAAUCUCUUUUCCCCAUGAUUUCGUGUUCUGAUUUUGUGGGCCAUGAAAUGUAUAUAUCUAUCUCGUGAAUUUCAUUGAAGGAGAGAGCGGUUUUCGUCUUGUUUAGGUGAUGGGUAUUGCGAAUUUUUCACAAAGGAGGAAGCUUGGGAGGGUUUUGGAUGGUGGGUCUUGUUGAUUGAGUUGGAUCAGUGACUGGAGUUUUGCCUGUGUAUAUUGGUUCUAGGUUCUUUUUUUUUUUUUUUUUGCUUUGGAGAAUUUCGUAUCAUAGAUUGUAGAAGCGGAUGAUGGAUAAGCAAGAAUCGUCCUCGUGCUUGCACUAGAAUAAUUGAAGAUUUUUUUUUUAAUUGUGUUUGGUGUUGGGAGCAGAAGAGUAUUUGAUUAUAGUUUUCAUGAGGCUGAGCUUGUGUUGUGAAUUAUAUGACUGAUGAUGACUAUUGACUAGUGCUGUUUGUGGUUGAUACUUUGCAUUAUACAUUGGUUGGGAAUAUUUGGCUAUUUUCAUCAACUUUGUGGAGAGGAAUUAUUGGGUUGAGAGAACAAAAUGAGCUUUGAAGGUGAAGAUCAGAGCUUGUUAGAUCAGGCAACUGAUCAAGGAUUGCAAAAGAAGUUAAAAAUUUCAUACACAAGGGAAUUUUUGCUAUCGCUAAGUGGAUUGGAUAUAUGCCAAGAGUUGCCUAAUGGGUUUGAUCGAUCACUUUUAAGUGAAUUUGAAGAUGCUUCUCAAGAUCGGCAGAGAAGUACAGGUGGUUUGUCAAUGCAUAGUUUUAGUCGACGAAGUGAAUAUGGUUCAUCUCCUCCCACUCGAGGGGAUAGCUUUUCGCGGGGAAUACAUGGAAAAUGGGAAACUCGAUCUUCUGGACGAUCUGAUAAAGACAGUGAUUCUCAAUCUGAAUGGGAUUCAGAUUCUGGAAAACGUCUUGGCAACCAGUCUCGCAAAUCUUGGCAAGGUCCUGAGCAUGAUGGGCUUCUAGGUAGUGGUUCUUUUCCACGCCCCUCUGGGUAUACCCCUGGGUUGUCUGCUCCAAAAUUUCGGGCUAAUGAUAACCACCAGCUAAAUCGGUCCAAUGAGCCUUAUCAUCCUCCUCGCCCUUAUAAGGCACCUCAUUCACGUCGGGAGACUAAUGACUCUUAUAAUGAUGAAACAUUUGGUUCUUUGGAGUAUACAAGUGAAGACAGGGCUGAAGAGGAAAGAAAAAGAAGAGCUUCUUUUGAAUUGAUGAGAAAGGAACAGCAGAAAACUUUCCAAGAAAAGCAUAAGUUGAAUCCCGGCAAGAAUAAAGAUGAUUUUGACAUAACUUCACUUGUUGACGAUGAUGAGAAAAAGAUAGUCAGUAAGAGCAAUGAGUCUGUGGAGCCUCCUACACUGGCAGCUUUAAGCCAUGAUGAGAAGUCUUCUGUUUCACAGACUCCUUCAGCAGCAAGACCACUUGUACCUCCUGGUUUUGCAAGUACAAAGAUGGAACGGAAUUUGACAACCAAAACACCCUUUAACACUCAUGCAGCAGAGGUUGGACAACUGGCACCUGGUGAUACCAAAGGUAACCAUGUAUUUAAUAUAAAUUCUGACAAUAAAGAAGGACAAUUAUUAACCAAGCAAGCAGAUAAUGAUCAACAGAAUCUUCAAAUUACAAAUACAAAUGUUUCAAUUAACCAUGAGAAAGAAAACAUUUUAAAUUUAUCAUCGGUUUUGGAUAUUCCCAAAAUUAAAAUCGGAAUGGGUGAUCAAUUGAGGAAGAGAUCUGCUCUUUCAGAAGUCUUGGAAGCAUCAGAUGACAAUGAAUUUAUUCAACUUAAUGCUGAAGUGAAAGGAAAGGAGGCCGUGGGAGCUUUCAUUCCAGACAAUUCAAAUUCUAUCCUAUUCAAGCUUUUUGGUAAUGCUUCAACACUAGACAGUGACAAAUCUACUAGUAUUGUUGAGCAGCCUGACCAUAAAGCAGAUGAGACAUGGAGUCCACAUGCCUUCCAAUCAUCCAAGUUUGCUCAUUGGUUUGUUGAAGAAGAAAAAAAGCCAGUGGAUGAUAUGACACAGAGGCCAAAUGACUUGCUCUCACUUAUUGUUGGUGGUGAAAAAGGGGGAUUGCAGACUUCUAAUGUAGAAACAUCUUACCUAAAUCCUGAACCAACUAGUGAGCAUAUGACAUCAAAUGCAGCACAUACCACCAUUGACAACUCUGAGCAAUUGUACAAGAGUGAUAAACCAGAGGUUUUACCAGCAGUUCUUACAUGUGAAGAUCUAGAACAGUCAAUUUUAUCACAAGUUAGCGAAAAUGGUUCAUCACGUCAGCAGCCCAUUCAGGAUAAGGAUUUUGAUGCAAAAACUGAACUGUCAAAUUCAAUUGAUAAUCAUGCAUCCCAACACCUCCUUUCUUUGUUACAGAAAGGAACCUCACAUAAUGAUAUGGAACUAUCGUCUAUUUUAGAUCCAAUUGACAAGGUGCCUAACAUUGAAGGAGUCACUACUGGAAACGAUCUUGAUAAUCCUGGAGAAGCAAAUGCAGAUGUUUCCAAUUCAUCAAAGACAUUGACACUAGAAACACUUUUUGGGUCAGCUUUUAUGAAGGAGCUGCAGUCAGUUGGAGCACCCCUUUCUGUUCAAAGGGGUUCAGUUGGAUCUGCAGGGGCUGAUGUUUCAGAGUCUCUUUUGUUUCCUUUCCCUAUGUCAGACAAUGUUCACCCUCCUACAGGUGAACUUACCCUGAACAGGCAUGGAAGUGGUGUCCUGCCAUCGGAACAAACAAAUCAACCUAAACCUAAUAGAUUUGAAGAGCAGUGGUUGGGCUAUGGUGAUUCUCAGGGAGAUGUUAAUUCGUCAUUACUUCAGAGUGAACUUUCCAAGGCUAGUGGUUUCAAUGGGUGUCGUGAUAUUCACCUUCCAGAAGAUGAUAACUUGAUUGCAGCCAGUGAUCCUCUGCAAAACUUUUUAUCUGCUGGAAAUUCAGUUAAAACAGAUUUGUCCCAAGACACAACUGUUGACAUUACUAGAAAACUGGCAGCUCUGAAUUCUGCAUUCAGAGAUGAACGAAUGAUUACAAGAAAUCAAGAAGGCCUAGCAUACCCCCAUGGUCCUUUUGAUGUGAGGGAACCUGGUAUUCCAUAUCAGAAUCUUAAUAAUGCCCAACGACAGCUCCACCCUCAGUUGAAUCACGGUGGUCCAAUGUUUAAUCAAAUGGAUUCUCAUCAUCCUCAUAUUAGUUCUUAUAUGAAGCUUCCAACUCCUGAGGGCAUGGUUCAUCAUGAUUCACCACCAAAUCAUCAAUUUCCAGGAAAUAUGCUUCGUCCUCCUUUCCAUCAACCAAGCAGUGGGCUAUCUGGGUUUGAUCCUCCUGUUCAUCAUUCUAUGUUACAACAGAUGCAUAUGCAGGGGAACCUUCCUCCACCUCAUUUAUUACGUGGAUUCCCCCCAAGGGGUGCACCUAUGCCAGCUCACCCCAACAAUCCAAUGUCAGGUUUCAUGCAGGAACCAAACCCAAUGCAAGGCUUCCCAUUUAGUGGUCAUCAGCAUCCUACUUUUGGUGGCCCUGGAAUGCAAUUACAAGGUCCUGAUGUUGGUGGUGGAAGAAAUCAUCCGGAAGCACUUCAGAGGCUUUUUGAGAUGGAGCUGAGGUCAAACCCAAAGCCAAUCCAUGCUUCAGGUCACAGCCAGGGUGGGAUGUAUGGACAAGAGCUAGACUUGGGUUUUGGGUAUAGAUAGUGAAAUGUCAUUGUUGAUGUGUAUACUAGAUUGUGUCCAUCUAAUGUUGUGCUGAUCUAUACCUCCUGCAUGAAAGAUGGGUUUCAUAUGAUGCUUUUCUUUGGAAAAAUUAGCUUCUGUAAUUAAUGAAUUUUCAUCAAUUUGCAUUUUGCCAAGGAUUUCAAUUUGC
Messenger RNA from Cajanus cajan (pigeon pea), 3908 nucleotides. Its product is annotated as chorismate synthase. The record is from RefSeq and is a predicted model, not a curated record. NCBI's taxonomy places the organism in Eukaryota, Viridiplantae, Streptophyta, Magnoliopsida, Fabales, Fabaceae.